Molecule: messenger RNA, 402 nt
Organism: Necator americanus (New World hookworm)
Lineage: Eukaryota; Metazoa; Nematoda; Chromadorea; Rhabditida; Ancylostomatidae
Exons: 1
Coding region: 1-402 (133 amino acids)
Biological process (GO): double-strand break repair via nonhomologous end joining; mitotic DNA integrity checkpoint signaling; replication fork processing
Cellular component (GO): condensed chromosome; site of double-strand break; nucleus
Molecular function (GO): DNA topoisomerase binding; double-stranded DNA binding; histone H3K36 methyltransferase activity
Source: RefSeq, a predicted model, not a curated record
AUGGAUCAACAAGGACGAAGUUCUCAGCCACUUUUUGAAGCCGAGAAUACACCUGAAGAAGACCAUGGUGACUGUGUGGUGGUGUGCUACAAGUGUAAUCCACUACAGCUUCAUGAAACCUGGCGAGAUCAUCACCGCAGAGAAGUGGUGCAAAGAACUGGACAAAAUGCACAGAAAACUCCAACUUUUUUGCGCGGCGUUAGUGAACAGAAGGGACCGAUUCUCCUACACGACAAUGCCCGGCCACACAUUUCAAAGGUGACGCUACUCAAGUUGGACGAGUUAGGCUACGAGACUCUGCCUCACUCGCCAUAUUCGCCAGAUUUUUCGCCAACCGACUACCGACCAUCUAUCGAAAACGACUUCCGGAAGUUCGUAGACUCCAAAAGCUCGGACUUUUAA